Molecule: messenger RNA, 4242 nt
Organism: Malaya genurostris
Lineage: Eukaryota; Metazoa; Arthropoda; Insecta; Diptera; Culicidae
Gene: Oct-TyrR
Product: putative tyramine receptor 2
Exons: 4
Coding region: 1550-3139 (529 amino acids)
Biological process (GO): adenylate cyclase-activating adrenergic receptor signaling pathway
Cellular component (GO): membrane
Molecular function (GO): octopamine receptor activity
Source: RefSeq, a predicted model, not a curated record
GAUGGAUCCGCCGUCAGUCGACUUUGGUAUGUUAUCGCGAACGCACGAAAAGUGGAGUCCGCCUGAUCUUCGGGUUCGAUUUUCUCAGACAAGUUCGAUUUUUGAAUUCUAGUGUGGUUUUUCCCAGUGUGUGGGAGUGAGGGUUUUGGACCGAAUUCGGCAAACCCACAUGACACCACCAGACCACGAGUGUUUCGAAUUGAUACGUCUGCUAUAUUUAAUAAACGUAUCACAGGAAAAUUAAACAUAAUCUCUGGAUCAGACAGAGAGGCGUAGCGUUCGUUUCCCACGCUGCAUUAUUCGGUGUCUCUGUCGAGGUCAAUUAUGUCCGCGGCCGUUAGGAGUGGCAUAGCGCAGCGGAACAAUUUAUUAGAAGAAAGUGACGAAGAUGAACAGUGUUUAAAGAAGAGUGGAAAUUAGUUUCGAUGGGCGAGUAAAUGGUGAACAUGCACAGCUACCAUGGCACACUACGACCGGAGGUACAGUAGGCGAAGACGAAGUUACCUUGCGGUAUUUGCACCGUAUGUCCUGUGUAAGCGAUGGAAACCCGACCGGCAAUGAUGGUGAUAACGAUGAAAAAUUGCAUUUGGCUGGAACUUGUGUCUAGUAUAAUGGGGAUGCUUUUAGAGUAGAAGCAAAUUACACUACGGACGCAGCGGAAGUUGAUUUUGCGAAACAAAAUUGUGCAAAGUACUGUGGUAUGAAUAAGUGUUCGUUCUGGAAACGCAUAGUGGUUAGCGAAACAUUUGAACUAUAACAGCUAGUACUGAAAUUUAGAGCGAAAGUGAUUUUGAAACUGUUAACUCAUUAGAUUAAUUAGUGCAGUUUUCUAAUUUCUAAGUCAAACAAAUGUGACAACCGUCUCAGUAGUGUGACUACAGGUGUGUAAAAAUAACCGUUAGUAUUUUUACAUUUGAAAAUGUUUUCAAUUCAAGUUUUAGGAAGCAAACCGUCAGUGAUGUAAGGCACGAGCAGUUUCUGUGAACGAAAAUCGGUGUUUUUUUGCGUAGAAAAAAGAUUGAUCCUAACCAGAGCGAAACAUCAGCUGAGAAGGAAAAUGAGGUGAAAAACAUCAAGCAGUAAGUGUGCACCGUCUUCCAAAAUAGCGCAUUGGACGCGGAGUGAGUUUUCAAUACCAGAGACGGUAUUGCCAUUAUUUUUAACGGAUAAGACGAUCAACGCGCAAUAACGAAUAAGAAAAUCACGGCCAACUGCAAUCACGAUCCGGGAUUCGACGGGUAAUAGCACAGUCUGUAAACACGGUGCGGUCCGAGGGCAAACGACAACUGCCAAACUUGCAUAGCAGAAAGAUCCUACGCGAAGAUAAAGUUAGUGAAAAACCACCAUUUUCACCAGAGUACCAGCGUCGUCCGAGCUUUGGCUGCUUUGAUGUGUGCGCGCACGCCAUUGAACGGAAAGAACAACUUCAGCGCCUACUGAUGCUAUGUGACUGGCUGUGGCAUUUGUUACCGAACAGACCCCAAAGUUCACAAGUGGUUAUUUCGGUGAAUUUGAGGACCGUAAAUGCAGUGAGAAUAAUGCUUAGAGAAUGGCAAUUGUAUCAGUGAUACCGGUUUCCAACAUUACACACUCCAGUGACAAUGGCAAUGGGACGGCGAAUGGAACUACCGGCGUUAGUGAUGGUGGGGGGGACGCUGGGGGAUCAGUCGGUGGCUGUCCCCGUCCCGAUGAUACACUAUAUCCUAGUAUGUUUGGAAUUGACCUUGCUGUACCGCAGUGGGAAGCGAUUGGAACCGCAUUGGUACUGACACUCAUCAUCAUCAUUACCAUCGUCGGUAACGUGUUGGUGAUUUUGAGUGUGUUCACGUACAAACCUCUCCGGAUAGUACAAAACUUCUUCAUCGUAUCUCUGGCGGUGGCAGAUCUGACUGUUGCCAUCCUGGUGCUGCCCUUCAAUGUAGCCUACUCGAUAUUGGGCCGCUGGGAGUUUGGUAUUCACGUCUGCAAGAUGUGGCUAACUUCCGACGUUCUCUGUUGUACUGCUUCCAUCCUGAACUUGUGUGCCAUAGCACUAGAUAGGUACUGGGCUAUUACCGAUCCAAUAAAUUAUGCCCAGAAACGAACCCUGGAGCGUGUGCUGGCAUUGAUUGCCGGUGUGUGGAUACUAUCAUUGGUAAUUAGUUCACCACCGUUGAUCGGCUGGAAUGACUGGCCGGAGGAAUUUUCCAGUGAAUUCCCAUGUCAAUUAACGAGCAAUCAGGGUUAUGUCAUCUACUCAUCGCUUGGGUCGUUCUACAUCCCGUUGGUCAUCAUGACAAUUGUGUACAUCGAAAUCUACAUAGCGACCCGGCGGCGUCUCCGGGAAAGGGCACAGGCUUCCAAGAUAAAUACUCUGGCCAGCAGAAGCAUCGGAGUGAUAGGCGGUAAGGAACUGGCAACCGCUCAGCAUCAUCCACCGGAUCGAGAAUCAAUUAGCAGUGAAACCAACCACAACGAACAUCCGAACAAUAGUACCAGCAGUAGCAGCACCGAUCACAGGUCCCAGCGUAAGCGGAAGAAGAAAGCCAAGGAAAAGAAGGAAGCCAAGGAGGCUGCUAAGCGUGCCAAGCAGGAGGCGGAAACUCAACUCCGAAUGGCUCUCCGGGAUGAAGAAUCCGUCACGGAGUAUCCGGAGAAUUCGUCCAUGGGUAAAGCAAACUGUGAUAUAAAAUUGGCCAUCGAUCCGAACGGGAUUGCGGCGACGGGUGCAGAAACAGCGGAGGAAAGCGGUGGAGCUAAUCCAACUAUCGCUAAUACUACCACCAACGGGGAUGGCACCGUUGGCGAUACAAAAUCCAAAAAAGCCGUGGUUACCCGAGGACGGAUGAAACAGUCGUUCCGGAAGGCUGGAGGCCUUAAUCAGUUUAUCGAGGAGAAACAGAAAAUCUCCCUUUCGAAGGAACGGCGAGCGGCGCGUACGCUCGGCAUCAUCAUGGGAGUUUUUGUGGUUUGCUGGUUGCCCUUCUUCCUCAUGUACGUGAUCCUGCCGUUUUGUCCAACGUGCUGUCCGACAAAUAAGUUAAUUAAUUUUAUCACAUGGCUUGGUUACAUCAACUCUGCUCUAAAUCCUAUUAUUUACACAAUAUUCAAUUUAGAUUAUAGGCGUGCAUUCAAACGGCUCCUGGGUAUCAAACCAUAGUUAGGAGAUGUACAAUGGCGAUAACUACGUUUUAGAAUGGCACAAACAAACGUCAGAUGCCAACCUCGCAGAACUUUUUGCCCGCAACACUAUUCACCGUCAUCAAAAAUCCAUUAUCAUUCGGUACGGGGAACCCACCAGCUCAGGAUGGUUCUUCGGAAGUAUGCUAGACUUAGGAUAGAAAGUAAUUGAAUGCCAUUUCCCACAAUUUCUUUCGAGAGCCCAAAAGGAAUUGUAGGAAAGCCAAAUGAAAUAUUUAAUAUCGAGAUGCAGAAGAGAAAAAAAAACAAAUUGCCGUCUCGCACAAAAUUGUAAAUAGCCGAUUCGAUGCAGUAGGAACCGCUACGAAUGCUCAUUGUUGAAAAAAAAACCAAAACAAGGAUAAAAACCGUGGCCAAAAUUCACAAAGCGUUUCACUCAGACUUCAGACAGAGUCUGGUACUUACCAUAUAGAAGCACACUGUUAGGGAGAUAGAAUGUUGCUGUUUGUAUCGUUCUUAUUUUUUAUUGUACCUGUUGCUAGUGAAUGUCUAAAUUCUAUAGAAAAGCAAAAUAACUCACUUUGUAAAGAUGAAACUUGUAACAUAAGUAGAUAAUGUUUCGUGAUUAGUAUAUACAAAUCAAAAAGGUGCUAUAAACCUUAUUCGACAAAAAAAAAACAAAUCAAGCAAGUAAAGAGUGAAGAUAAUGAGCACAUUUUUAGUGAUACUUAAAGCAUCAACACGUACAGCAGCAUUCGCACCAAGAAACUAAUGCUGGCGGUUAACAAGAAGAAAACUAAGUGUAUAGAAAGAAUUUAACGGGUUAAACAGAAAACUUAACAAGUAAGGUAAGCAACUCUUGUAGAAAGAAUAAUUGAACAAAAACAUGUUUUGCUUUGAUCAAUUAUCCAAAUCGAAGGACAACAUUGUGAGAUAUCGGUUUUGGUUUAGUUUGGUAGCCCGAACAUGACGAACCGGAACGGAAGUUGGAAAUUUUCAAACAUGAACAAAAUAAUAAACUGCUAAAAUAAACACCGUUUGUAAGAUAUCAUGGAUUUGAUCAUAUGAUAAUUGAAGUGUAAGACGAAAACAUGGUUGAUUCAAUAAAAACAAUGAUUUUGA